GGCAGGAGACGCUCUGUCCCACGCUCUCCCAGUGCUCGGUGGUUUAAAGAUGGCGGCGGCAGCGGCAGCAUUGGGGGCGCGGAGCCGCGGGAUGGGAAGGGAAAAGGAGAACCUGUGAGGCGUCGGGAGGCAGCGCGGCGCCUGCUGUGAGAAGUCGGGUGCGGAGCCGCAGGCGGCCGGACCGCUCAGGGCCGGGGCCUGGGUUGGGAAGGAGAGGCCGGAGCAGCGCCUGGAACCCCGAGGCCGGAGCCGAGGAGGAAUGUGACCAGGGGUCGUCGGGGGCGCGGGAGUAAGCGAGCGCUGGGAUGGGGCAGCAGGUGGGCCGCGUCGGGGAGGCUCCGGGGCUUCAGCAGUCGCAACCCCGCGGGAUCCGGGGCAGCAGCGCAGCCAGGCCCUCCGGUCGCAGGCGGGACCUGGUGGGGCGCACCGCAGAGGCCGGCUUCAAUAUCUUCACCCAGCAUGAUCACUUUGCCAGCUGUUUGGAGGAUGGAUUUGAGGGAGACAAGACUGGAGGCAGUAGUCCAGAAGCCUUGCACCGCCCCUACGGUUGUGACGUUGAACCCCAGGCCCUGAACGAAGCCAUCAGGUGGAGCUCCAAGGAGAACCUGCUCGGAGCCACCGAGAGUGACCCUAAUCUCUUUGUUGCACUUUAUGAUUUUGUAGCAAGUGGUGAUAAUACACUCAGCAUCACUAAAGGUGAAAAGCUCCGAGUCCUUGGUUACAACCAGAAUGGUGAGUGGAGUGAAGUUCGCUCUAAGAAUGGCCAAGGCUGGGUGCCAAGCAACUACAUCACCCCUGUGAACAGCCUGGAGAAACAUUCCUGGUACCAUGGACCUGUGUCCCGCAGUGCAGCAGAGUACCUACUCAGCAGUCUCAUCAAUGGCAGCUUCCUGGUGCGAGAGAGCGAGAGCAGCCCCGGGCAGCUGUCAAUCUCGCUCAGGUACGAGGGGCGUGUGUAUCACUACAGGAUCAAUACCACCGCGGAUGGCAAGGUGUAUGUAACUGCUGAGAGCCGCUUCAGCACUUUGGCCGAGCUUGUUCACCAUCACUCCACGGUGGCUGAUGGGCUGGUGACAACACUACACUAUCCGGCGCCCAAGUGUAAUAAGCCUACAGUCUACGGUGUGUCCCCCAUCCAUGACAAAUGGGAAAUGGAACGAACAGACAUUACCAUGAAGCACAAACUUGGGGGUGGUCAGUACGGAGAGGUUUACGUUGGCGUCUGGAAGAAAUACAGCCUUACGGUUGCUGUGAAAACGUUGAAGGAAGAUACUAUGGAGGUGGAGGAAUUUCUCAAGGAAGCUGCAGUGAUGAAGGAAAUCAAGCAUCCUAACCUGGUACAGCUAUUAGGUGUGUGUACCUUGGAGCCACCAUUUUACAUUGUGACUGAAUACAUGCCUUAUGGGAACUUGCUUGAUUAUCUCCGAGAAUGCAACAGAGAAGAGGUGACUGCCGUUGUACUGCUUUACAUGGCCACUCAGAUCUCUUCUGCAAUGGAGUAUUUAGAGAAGAAGAAUUUCAUCCAUAGGGAUCUUGCAGCUCGUAACUGCCUGGUGGGAGAAAACCACGUGGUAAAAGUGGCUGACUUUGGCUUAAGUAGAUUGAUGACUGGAGACACCUAUACUGCUCACGCUGGAGCCAAAUUUCCUAUUAAAUGGACAGCACCAGAAAGUCUUGCCUACAAUACCUUCUCAAUUAAAUCUGACGUCUGGGCGUUUGGGGUGCUCUUAUGGGAAAUUGCUACAUAUGGAAUGUCACCAUAUCCAGGUAUCGACCUGUCUCAGGUCUAUGAUCUACUGGAAAAAGGAUAUCGAAUGGAACAGCCUGAAGGAUGUCCCCCUAAGGUGUAUGAACUUAUGAGAGCAUGCUGGAAGUGGAGCCCUGCCGACAGGCCCUCAUUUGCUGAAACACAUCAAGCUUUUGAAACCAUGUUCCAUGACUCUAGCAUUUCUGAAGAGGUUGCUGAGGAGCUUGGGCGGGCCGCUGCCUCCUCUUCUGUGGUUCCGUAUCUGCCCCGAUUGCCUCUACUUCCUUCCAAGACCCGGACGCUGAAGAAGCAGGGGGAGAACAAGGAGAACAUUGAGGGGGCACAAGAUGCCACAGAAAAUUCUGCUUCCAGUUCAGCACCAGGGUUCAUCAGAAGUGCACAGGCCCCCAGUGGGUCCCCAGCACUGCCUCGAAAGCAGAGAGACAAGUCACCCAGCAGCCUCUUGGAAGAUGCCAAAGAGACAUGCUUCACCAGAGAUAGGAAGGGAGGCUUCUUCAGCUCCUUUAUGAAAAAGAGAAACGCUCCCACACCCCCCAAACGCAGCAGCUCCUUUCGAGAAAUGGAGAACCAGCCCCACAAGAAAUACGAACUGACGGGUAACUUCUCAUCUGUUGCUUCUCUGCAGCAUGCUGAAGGGUUCUCUCUCACUCCCGCCCAGCAAGAAGCGAGUCUGGCGCCACCCAAGUGCUAUGGGGGUAGCUUUGCACAGAGGAACCUCUGUACUGACGACGGUGGUGGGGGUGGGGGCAGUGGCGCUGCUGGGGGCGGGUGGUCUGGCAUCACAGGCUUCUUUACACCACGCUUAAUCAAAAAGACACUGGGCUUACGAGCAGGUAAACCCACAGCCAGUGAUGACACUUCCAAGCCUUUUCCAAGGUCAAACUCUACAUCUUCCAUGUCCUCAGGGCUUCCAGAGCAGGAUAGGAUGGCAAUGACCCUUCCCAGGAACUGCCAGAGGUCCAAACUCCAGCUGGAAAGGACAGUGUCCACCUCUUCUCAGCCAGAAGAGAAUGUGGACAGGGCCAAUGACACGCUUCCAAAAAAAUCAGAGGAAGGUGCCGCUCCGACCAGGGAGAGACCAAAAGCCAAACUUUUGCCCAGAGGAGGCACCGCUCUUCCUCUCAGAACCCCCUCUGGGGAUCCAGCCACUACAGAGAAGGAUUCUCCAGGGUUGGGGGUGGCUGGAGUGGCAGCUGCCCCCAAGAGCAAGGAGAGGAAUGGUGGGGCACGACUCGGCAUGGCUGGAGUCCCAGAGGAUGGCGAGCAGGCCGGCUGGGCUUCUCCAGCCAAGACUGCUGCGGUCCUCCCGACCACUCAUAACCACAAAGUGCCCGUCCUUAUCUCGCCCACUCUGAAGCACACUCCAGCUGACGUGCAGCUCAUUGGCACAGACUCUCAGGGGAAUAAAUUCAAGCUCUUAUCAGAGCAUCAGGUCACUUCCUCUGGAGACAAGGACCGACCCCGCCGGGUAAAACCAAAGUGUGCCCCACCCCCACCACCAGUGAUGAGACUACUGCAGCAUCCGUCCGUGUGCUCAGACUCCACGGAAGAGCCGAUCGCCCCGACUGCAGUCCAGCCCAAGUCAGAAACACAGGAGGCGGGGAAAAAGGCGGCUCCAGGGGCGGUGCCCAUCAGUGGGAAAGCUGGGAGGCCUGUGAUGCCUCCACCUCAAGUGCCUCUGCCCACAUCUUCCAUCUCGCCAGCCAAAAUGGCCAAUGGCACAGCAGGUACUAAAGUGGCUCUGAGAAAAACCAAACAGGCGGCCGAGAAAAUCUCAGCCGACAAAAUCAGCAAGGAGGCCCUGCUGGAAUGUGCAGACCUACUGUCCAGUGCAAUCACGGAACCUGUGCCCAACAGCCAGCUGGUGGACACUGGCCACCAGCUGCUCGACUACUGCUCAGGCUAUGUGGACUGCAUCCCCCAAACUCGCAACAAAUUUGCCUUCCGAGAGGCUGUGAGCAAACUGGAACUGAGCCUGCAGGAGCUGCAGGUGUCUUGCACAGCCGCUGGCGUGCCCGGGGCAAACCCUGUCCUUAACAACUUAUUGUCGUGUGUGCAGGAAAUCAGUGAUGUGGUGCAGAGGUAGCCACUGGUAGCCAAGUGGGAAGGUGCACACAUUGCUGAGCAGAGAGGGAAAGGGACUUGUUCUACUUGUGUUGUUUCAGAAAAUGGAAGACUGAUACUUGAGUGUGUUUCUGUGAAGUACCUCAGAUCUCUGAGUUCUCACGUUUACAGGUUCAUCUCAAAAAUAACAAAAAGCAAACUCCAUAGGAGAGAGGGAAAAUAGAUGGGGGGCAGGGCAGUCGUGGGCCAAAUCAGAAGCUGCACUGAAGCAUCAGGGACAUGUGCCUGUCGAGCUCCGAAGGACCGAGUCCAGCCCGUCCUCACCUGGAGGGACGCGAGCUGGCCGAACAGGGCCGUCCAGCGAGGCCACAGGGCCUGUGCCUGGGCAGCGGGGUGGCUGUGGCCCUCACUUUGCCCCGCUCCAGGAGGUACUAGUGGUACUGAUCUCAGUGAGUGGGUGGGGACGUGCCAGGAGGGUUUGUUCAAGGCUGUUGGAAGCUGCGGUUAGCCUGGCUCCUACAAGGUCAUGGCUGCAGUAAGAGCUGCAGAUCAGAUGGUUUGAUGCAAAACCAGGAAACGUGGCCCUGUCUGUACACACCUGUCCUGUUGUCUGUCGGUGUGUUAGUUGGUGCCGGAGGUAGAGAAAGCCAGGAUGUGUGUUCAGAGAGAUUGAAACCACCUCCUCCGUUGUAUACUGCCCAGCAGAAGCCACUUCUCCCAGCUGGUGUAUGAUUUUGUAAUGGAUGAGGAUGAGCUUUGUGCUCAUUGGUGCCUAUCUGUGAUCCAUAGGCGUAGCAGGUCUCUGGUGGUUUUUCUCUGCCCCUUGCUGGGCAGGCUGUCUUCCUCUGUUCCUGGUGGCAUUCAGGGCAUUAACCAGCAUUGAACACUAUUGAAGAUAAUGGUCCUGGACAGGGCUCCCAGGGGAGUCCCUGCAUACUGACAUACUGGCCAAGGACUUGAGCAGCUGUGUAUGUUUCUUUAUCAACUAAAGUGCCAGGGAAAGAGUGUCGUCUUGAAACCCAGCAUUCAGCCCAGGGGCCUGUGACUGAGGGGAAAAGCUAGCUUGGUCCUAAUGACUCUUUCUCUGUACCUUUCCUCUUCCUCUUAGACCCAGUCCUGGUAGAGAGUGGGGAGAAGCGUUCUCAUUCUAUGCGGAUUUCAAAUGAAUCACCCUAAGUUAUUGUCACAUGCUUUUCUUCUUUCACUGACUCCCCCUGCCAGUUGUUGUGCUUGUUUGUAACGAUCAUAUUGGAAGUAUUCUUUGAUAUUUAUUUUUUCAUUUCACCUCUAUUUAAAGAUGCAUAAUUGAAGGAGCAGGUCAUUUUCAGGGGAUGCCGAUUAGAACCUGGAAACCUAGUGGUUCCUUUUCCUCCCCUAUUCAGUUAUUGUUACAGAAGUUAAUUAGGAUCACUUCUGAAUUUAGAACCAAAUCUAAUUGGUUAGAUGUUAUUAAUACUCUCGAUACCAGGUCUAAGUCCAGUGACCACUUCAUUCUCUUUUUAAAACUUUAUGCCCCCUCCAUUCCUGCCUCCAAAGAGAAUGCAAUAUUUUUUAAAAACUCAUUGUUUUUUCUUCCCAAAGGAAUAUUAACUUAGGAAGUUAGGAAUUCAACACUGAUGAACAGUGAGUUUUCUUCCUGGCUCUGUCAUUGAUCCACCAUCAGCCCCAUAGCCCCUUCUCUUAAUCUGUUAAAUGGAGGUAAUGAUACAUGUUCUCAAGGGUGUUUUGGAAAUAAGUGUAUAGUUAUCCCUUUGAGAGCCUUUCUGGAAAGCUCUUUAGUGCAGUAUUGUUACGUAUGAAUACACAUCUUUCAUUCUCCUUUUUCAUCGUCUUUGCUUGGUAGCAGAUAAUGAAAUUUAAAACUGCUGAGAUUAUACUAAUCAGGCUAAGGGGAAAAAUGGUUUUGGACAGAGUUUGGCAUCUUUGACCAAGGAGAAAUUUUAGUUUUCAUUAGAAAGAAAGGAAUUGAUUCUUUCUAUGGGUGUUCCAGAGGAGUCCCAGGCCAAGAGAAGAAAAAGCAGGGAGGAGACAGCAUUGGGCAUUCCUUUCAGGGGUUGGGUGAUCCCUCUGACUGUUACUUGUUGGUGGAACACAGGCAACCAGAGAUCUGGCUAAUCUCUUUGUAAUGUUUGGAAGAGUUCCCUUUAACUUGGAUUUGAAAACCAGCAAUCCUCCGGCCACCUUCUUCUUUGCCACUCUCCUUCAUCAUAUACUUCCAUAAACUUGAAAUUGUUUUAGCAGUUAGCCUUUUAAGGGUGGGGCAGGGAAAGCUAAAACUUUAGAAUAUUAUUAUGCUGCUUUUUAAGUUUAUCCCUGUCAUUGUGGAUGCAAGUUGAGGGAUUAGAAUCAUUUUUCAGGGGAUUGAUUUUAUUCUUUCUUUCUUUUUUUUUAAAGCAAGGGGUCUUUCCUUGAGAGCUCUGAAAAUAAGCCUUGGAGGAACACUACUGAGUGUAUUUAAGCUCCCUGGUUUUCUCACCGAAGAGCAGUCUUUGAGGGUGAGGGCUGGGUCUUACUCAGGGGUAGCACCUGGCUCUGUCUCAUUCAUAGUAGGUGCUCAGUAUGUCCACGAAUGGAUUCUUUUUUUCUUUUCUCAACACUGUCAAGAGUAGCAUUGACUGUUGCAGCACACUCCAUCCACAUGAUGCUUUAACUGUAAUUUCAGGAGUUGAGGGCUCAGGGUUCGGGUUAAAGAGACACUGUCAACUUACUAUAAAAAUGUAACUUAGGUUUUUUUCCUUUUUCUACUCGAAAGGGACCAGAUUUUUAAAAAACUAACCAUAAAUAAAUUUAAACAUUUGAAUUCAAAGCAGAGAAAACUACGUUUAGAAACUAAAAAUGUAGUUUAAUUCUGUCUAGUUUAAAACAAAGCAGACAGCAGGAGCAAAAGCCCUUCUACAAGGUGAUGAAAACUUUCUAAAGUGGUUGUAUGUAUGCAUCCCUUUGGGGUUACCCCAGAUUGAAUCUUCUCAUGUACUGAUAAUAUGAUUUCAGUUUAGAUUUACUACCUUACAAUGCAGUGUUGUGUAAAAUACAUCUCGUUUGUGCUUUCCA
This is a messenger RNA of Dama dama (fallow deer), 6883 nucleotides long. RefSeq names its product ABL proto-oncogene 2, non-receptor tyrosine kinase (gene ABL2). Gene Ontology annotation, biological process: protein phosphorylation; regulation of apoptotic process. The record is from RefSeq and is a predicted model, not a curated record. The transcript has 12 exons. The coding region runs from base 306 to 3854 and encodes 1182 amino acids. Gene Ontology annotation, molecular function: protein binding; non-membrane spanning protein tyrosine kinase activity; ATP binding. NCBI's taxonomy places the organism in Eukaryota, Metazoa, Chordata, Mammalia, Artiodactyla, Cervidae.